UGUAUGUUGUUUACUUCUAAGUAAAUAGUAAAUUUUAUAAAAUUAAAAUGAUUAAAUUUAGAAAGAAAUCAUGUCUAAUAUUUGAAAUGAUUUUAAUCAUUAUGUUUGUUAAUAUUCGGAAUUCGAAGGCUCAAGUUUUAGAUAAUUCUAUUAACCAUCGUAUAAGAAAUCCAAGACCUGAUACAAUCUUAUUAUUGGUGAUAAUAUAAGAGAUCGUAUUCAGGAAAAUGGCCGAUCUGCUAUACAUGGCGAUGGCAGGGAUUACGUAUAUUAUAGGAAUAAUAAUGAAAAUCCGGGUUAUGAAGGUCCGGUUGGAGGAAAAAACCUGAUAGAGCACAAUUUUGAUAAUGGCUAUAAUAAUCGAAAACUUGUUCAGAUCAAUGGAGACACAGAUAUUCAUUAUGGCAGUGAGCCUCGGCUACCAAAAGGGCGUAAUAACGAUAUUCCUUAUGGUCGUAGGUACCAUAUACCCUAUUGGCAUGCCAGCGAAGGACCAGUUUUUGUAGAACCCAAUAUAAGAUAUCCUAAGGACAAUCAAUUUUGGCAAUAAUCUGGAAAACCAAGUUCAACUUAAUAGAGACCCCAAUCUUCAUUAUGAUAAUCGUAAUUUUGUACCCAAAUGGCAUAAUAAUGAAAACCUACAACGAAAAUGAGCAUCAUAGUUUUAAUGGGAAUAAUAGAAAACGAUUACUAGUUAAUAAUAUAAAUCAUAAGCAAAAUGAUUAUAUGGACCACAUACCAAAUUGGGCUGUCAAGGAAAACUAUCCAAAUAAUAAAGGUGAAGGAAAUGGAAAAACCUUUGGACAAAAUAACAUUAUUUCGGGUAAUAAUAUCAGAAAUCGUGUGCAGAUUAAUGGCGAAACUAUUGAGGAGGGUCAAAUUGGCGAUGAUGUAGCGAAGCUUAAUAAUCACAAUAUGAAUCAUGAUCACCGUGUUAAGGAAAAAGGAAACCGAGAUCGUGUAAAUAGUCAUAAUGAUCACAGCAAAACUAUUGAGGAGGGUACAAUUGGCGAUAAGCAGUCUAGUAAACAACCAAAAGAAACCAUUGUUACGACCACUGAAGAGCCGAGUUUGUGGCAAAAAACUAAAAAUUGGUUUGGUUAAACUUCAAUACAUCGGGGUCUAUAACACAAUAUUGAAGAUUAACCUUAUUGAUAAAAAAAAUUCAAUAAAAAUAAAGCAUAUUUUUAAAAA
This is a messenger RNA of Lucilia sericata (common green bottle fly), 1194 nucleotides long. RefSeq names its product 5'-AMP-activated serine/threonine-protein kinase catalytic subunit alpha-like. Lineage: Eukaryota; Metazoa; Arthropoda; Insecta; Diptera; Calliphoridae. The transcript has 12 exons. The record is from RefSeq and is a predicted model, not a curated record. Bases 595 to 1104 code for a protein of 169 amino acids.